Molecule: messenger RNA, 2354 nt
Organism: Musa acuminata AAA Group (dessert banana)
Lineage: Eukaryota; Viridiplantae; Streptophyta; Magnoliopsida; Zingiberales; Musaceae
Product: zinc finger protein CONSTANS-LIKE 5-like
Exons: 6
Coding region: 1367-2203 (278 amino acids)
Biological process (GO): regulation of flower development
Cellular component (GO): nucleus
Molecular function (GO): DNA-binding transcription factor activity; protein binding
Source: RefSeq, a predicted model, not a curated record
GCAUGCUUCAACCGAAAAAAGCAGUCACUGAGCUCACGACUUAUCUAACGACUAGGCGUGGCGAAACCAGUGCUGUUAAGCCGAGCCGAGAGCUCCUGGCAGGCAUUGGUGUCGUAACUUGAGUCGUACAUAUUGUUGUAGGCAACGACCGCAGUCGGGCCAGUUAAGUACUCACGUUGAAGCCCUUUGCCCGCCGACUUCCGUCGGAGUCGCCCUCGCUUGGUCUCGGACAUGGCUUUCUGCUUCGACCUAAGCAUCCCCUUCCUCGAGGGUGACAGCGGAGGCGGCGGCGCGUCGUCGGAAAACAAGGCGCGGAAGGACGCUUGCCUGAAGGCGGUGGUGACGGCCAUGGAACUCGGCUACGCCGGCGUCCUGUCGGACGCGGACCGUUGCAAGAUCGCUCCCCCUUCCUUCUUUCCUCCCUCCUCAAGGCCUCCGUUGCCUUCCACCGCGACCUCCUCGGGGGCGCCCCCCUCGCCUCCCCCUUCCGCCAUUACACCCGCUUGACUGUUUCUGCCCGCGGCGCCGCCUUCGCCGUUGCCCUCAACGGCAGCGCUCUGCUGAGGACCUGCGACCUAGUUGCCCUACGCCCUUUGAACCAGGACGCGUUCGACGAGGCUUGUGAGUCAUCCGAGACAGGUUGAUAUAAUUUCAAUGGAUUUCUCCCAAAAACUUCCCUUCCGUUUGGGGCUUCAAUCCAUUAAAGCAUGCUAUUCAGAUGCUCAUGGAUUAUAUUUUGAAAUAACCUACACUCAUCUUAUAGCUGAUGCUCAUGUUAGGAUGCAAAUCCUAUCAGAUGCCAAGUGCCGACCUACAAUUCUGUGGUUUGACAUGCGGUCCAGCUUUUGUUCGAGGGAAUUGGCAGAGAAGACCUCCAAAAGGGAAAAAGUGGGAUCACCAGUGAUGUCUUACAGAGGAAGAAGCUAUAUUUUAAGUCUAGUUUAUAUAAAGCACCAUCCAAAAUAUAUCCUCGCUUAGUUCAUCCCGGCCGAAUCCUUCGAGUUCUACGACUGGUGGCCAUGUGGAUGGAUGUAUCGUUGAAGCAUCUAACUUGGCUUUUCAUGCUUGGUGGUGGGCAAACUUUGGUCUGUAACAGGUCCAAGAACAUCCAAAGAUGAGUUACACCGAAUGCUGCCGCCUUCGAGUCACUUUGUGCCCGGUGGCCCGCCCAAAUCAUGCAACAACGAACGGGUCGGUACUCGGACGCCCGCCGAAUUGGCUCUCUCGGUCUCGCGCCCCCUCGUGCACUGCCCAUUGACUGUGGGACCCGCACACCCCUCGCACGAGUCCAGUGGGCUUUCCUCACCGUUAAAAUGAGCUUGCUGGUGCUCUCCCUCUCCUCAAGCUCAAGAACCCCAACAAUCCCAUGUUUCUUUCCUCCUCCUCCUCCUCCACCACCGCCGCCGCCAACUACCCCUUCGGCGAACCCGCCCUCGACCGUCCGGAAUUCGGCUCGGCCGUCGGUCCUCAUGGCCUCAUCACCGACGCCAGUGGUUCCUUCUUCCAUUUCCCCUCCUCCAUUCCUCCCUAUUCGUCCUCUCUUCCCACCGAACAUUAUCUCCACAGGAGCAGUAGCGCCCGUUCGCUGCCGCUCCGCCGCCACAUUCUCGGCCCCCUCAACCAGCUACAGCCGCCAUUUUCGUCGUCCCCGACCUCCUCCUUCUGCGACUACCUCGACUUCCACGCCGCCCCGAUGAGGCGGGUCGUCAGCACUGGCGAUCUCCAGGGGGUCGACGGUGUCCACGAGAAUCAUAGCCAUGAGGGAGGUGUUGCCGGAAGAGUCGGUCGAUACAGCGCUGUGGAGAGGAAGGAAAGGAUCGAGAGGUAUAAGAGCAAGCGCAAUCAACGGAACUUCCACAAGAAGAUCACCUAUGCAUGCAGGAAGACAUUAGCCGACAGCAGGCCGCGAGUGAGGGGCCGGUUUGCGAGGAACGGUGAGACAGGGACGGAGGCAGAGGUAGAGACGGCGACGGCGGCUACAAACAUCUUCGAUGGCUAUAGCUACGACAACUACGAGCAGAACCAAGGCUGCAGUGUCGGUGGUGGCAAUGACGGCGAGUGGUGGAGCCGGUUGCAAGCGGCGCUGGCGACGGACGAGGAAGACGAGUACAGCUACGACGACGAUCUCCUCGCCAGCUUUGCCGACGUCUUCUCCAUGGACAUUCUCUCCUCAAGUCUGGUGAGCAGAGAAAGCACCGAGUAAAGGAGGCCUUAUCGAAGAUGAAGCAGCAGCAGUGAAUUCUUCUUGUACUUGUCUUCUAAUGUCUUCCAGUCAAACCUCGUCGCAGCAGCUACAGUUUCUGUCUUCUCGGUUCCAUAAAUUCUACAUAUACUCACCGCCUUUUUCUUUUUGA